CAGCCGGGCGCCCCCCGGCCCACCCGCCCGCGAUGUGGGGCCGUCUCCUGGCCCCGGAGGCCAGCGGCCGGGACAGCCCCGGCGGAGCGCGCAGCUUCCCGGCGGGCCCAGAUUAUUUAUCAGCAUGGCUACCUGGUAAUGAAUCAUUGUGGCAGACCACACCUGUUCCACCUAAUCAUCGAAAUAACCGUGUCAGGAGACACAGUAUAGCUUCUGACAGUGGAGACACGGGCAUUGGCACUUCCUGUUCUGACAGUGUGGAAGAUCAUUCAACUUCAAGUGGCACACUAUCUUUUAAGCCUAGUCGAUCAUUGGUUACUCUUCCCACUGCCCAUGUGAUGCCGUCUAACUCCAAACGCAGGGAAUCAUUAACACCAGAUGGCUCAAAAUGGAGUACAAGCCUCAUGCAAACCUUGGGAGACCACAGUAGAGGGGAUCAGGACUCUUCUCUAGAUAUGAAGGACUUCCGGCCCCUUCGGAAAUGGUCAUCUUUAUCCAGACUCACUACCCCAGACAACUACAGCAAGGCCACCACUGCACACACAGAAGAGCUAAAGAAUGGUUUGGAAAAGACAGGGAGGGGCAAGGCUCUCACAUCACAAUUGAGGACUAUUGGGCCUAGCUGCUUACAUGAUAGCAUGGAGACGCUGAAGUUAGAGGACAAGGAAAUAAAUAAAAAACGGUCAUCAACUCUGGAUUGCAAGUAUAAAUUUGAGAGCUGUAACAAAGACGACUUUAGAUCUUCUUCCUCUGCUCUUAGAAGACAGACCUCAGACAUGACAUACAGUGCCUUACCUGAGAGCAAGCCCAUUAUGACAGGCUCAGAUGCUUUUGAAUCUCCAAAAUACUUAAUGCUUGGGCAGCAGGCAGUAGGUGGAGUUCCCAUUCAGCCUUCUGUGAGGACUCAGAUGUGGCUUACAGAGCAGUUACGGACAAACCCUUUGGAAGGUAGAACUACAGAGGAUUCUUACAGUUUAGCUCCUUGGCAACAACAGCAAAUGGAGGAGUUUCGACCAGGAAGUGAAACCCCAAUACAGGUUUUAUCUGGAUCAUCUCAUCGGAGUUACUCACCUGGCUUUCAGGAUUUCAGUAAGUGGGAAUCUGUGCUGAAAAUAAAAGAGGGACUUCUAAGGCAGAAAGAAAUUGUCAUUGAUCGGCAGAAGCAACAAAUUACUCACUUGCAUGAGAGGAUAAGGGAUAAUGAACUGCGGGCACAACAUGCCAUGUUAGGACAUUAUGUGAAUUGUGAAGAUUCUUACGUGACUGGUCUACAGCCACAAUAUGAGAACACUUCACUCCAAACUACAUUUUUAGAACAGUCAGUGUCCCAGCCCCAGCAAGUGGAACUUGAGCAAAAGCUUGCAUCCAGUGAGAAAGAGGUUUUACAACUCAAUGAGUUCCUGAAACAAAGGAUAAACCAGUUUAGUGAAGAGAAGAAAAAACUGGAAGAAAAGCUUAAAACAAGAGACAGAUACAUCAAUAGCCUGAAAAAGAAGUGCCAGAAGGAAGCUGAACAAAACAAAGAAAAGCAGAGAAGAAUUGAGACCUUGGAAAAGUACCUAGCUGAUCUUCCAACUCUAGAUGAUGUGCAGCGUCAGAGCCUACAGCUACAGGUUCUAGAAGAAAAAAAUAAGAAUUUACAAGAGACUUUGUCAGAUACAGAAAAGAAACUUGAAGAGCUCAAAAAACAGUGUCAGGACAAAGAAGCACAGCUAAUAUGCCAGAAAAAGAAAGAAAAGGAGCUGGUAACCUCUGUUCAAAGUUUACAACAAAAAGUAGAAAAAUGCCUAGAAGAUGGAAUUCGUCUUCCCAUGUUAGAUGCAAAGCAGCUUCAGAAUGAAAAUGAUAAUCUCAGAGAACAAAAUGAAACUGCAAGUAAGAUAAUAGAUAACCAACAAGAUGAAAUGAACAGAAUGACUUUAGAAAUUCAGUCUAUGCAAGAGAAACUUUCUAAAGAGAAAUUUACCACACAAAAGAUGGUGGAAGAACUAGAAAGAAAAGAAAGAAAUCUACAGAGAUUAACAAAAGCAGUACUUGAAAACCAAAGACAAACAGAAGAAACUAGCUCUUUAUUAGAUCAGAGCCAGGAAUUGGACCUGUCUAGGCAGCAGACCAUUCAUUCUAAACGGCCAUUAUUUGAUUUGACUGUGAUUGAUCAGCUGUUUAAAGAAAUGUCCUAUUGUUUGUUUGACUUAAAAGCACUGUGCAGUAUUCUUAAUCAGCGAGCUCAGGGCAAGGAGCCUAAUCUUUCAUUAUUACUGGGAAUCAGAUCAAUGAACUGUUCAGCUGAAGAGACUGGAAAUGACCACAGUCCAGAAACACUCAGUAAAAAACUGUCAGAUGUGUGCCAGUUACGGAGGGACAUUGAUGAAUUACGGACUACAAUAUCAGACCGCUAUGCUCAGGACAUGGGAGACAACUGCAUAACCCAGUGAUCAAGUGUUGGUCCUACAGCAAUAAUGACCCAUUGUUAAAUGCUGCUGUGUCAUGGUUCUUCACAUUUCAUUUUAGGAAUUACAAUGUAAAAUGGCAAGAGACAUGACUUGAACAUAGGGGUUUUUAUGGAAUUUUUUUGGGGGGGAUGGGGAAGAGGUAAGGAGGUUUAGAAGAGACUUAGCUGAUCAAGCAAAACAAUCAAAUUACCAUUUGAAAAAAUUGUUAAAGUAUGCAAGAAAAGACAUCUGCAUUUUUAAACUACUGAUUGUAGGACCAAGCUGUGAAGAAUGCCCUUCAGAUAAAGAGAUAGGAUCUCAUUUACUCCUACAGUUUUGUGUGUUUGUGUAUGCAUGGACAUGUGGAGUUUGUAGGCAUUUUUCACAAAAUAAGGAUUUCAAGGGUAAAGGAGAGCUUCUGAAAAAGGCACCUAUUCUUACAGUUUAUUCUUACAGUUCUUUCAUAUAGUAGCUUGUGUUUUAUUUUGAGAUUUUUCAAGGGCUGGGUAAAGAAGAGUCCCAUCAGCAGGCAAGUGUUCUAAUAAAAAUACAGUAGGCAAAUCAUCUAUGUUUUAAACAAUCUGUGUGUCAAGAUGAUCAGGUUGUGGAGUCAGGUUGAUUAUCACAGUUUAGUACAGUAGAUAGGUUGGCUAUUUUUCCAGAGUGACUGUACAUUGCCCUAGAGGUGUGAAAUUUUGACAUGAUGAUUGUUUUCAUUAUCAUUGUAAGUAACUUAAUGCAUUACAAGAAAAUUUAACUUAAUUUGCACUAAUUUCUAACAUGCCUCUAUUUGAAUAUGCAUGUAUGUAUGAAGUCCUCAGAUCAUUAUUGUAAAAGAAAGACUGACAACUCUGGCACAAUAGCUUAUUUAUCCAAAUCUCCAUGUUUCCAUUCUAACAUUAUUGUACUCAUUUUGGAGUUGAAACUACUUUUAAGAGAAAGCCAACAAAAAUUAUUUACAUCUGAAUUCAAACUGGCAUUAACUCUAAACCAAGAAGAUAUUUAAUUCCAUGUAUUAGCUAUAUUAUGUUAAGAAUGGUGUUCUUCAUAAAAAAUCCUUGGCUAAAUUCUUAAUCUGGAGUACAGGGUAUUACUAUGAAAUGCAACUAAUAUUUAGUAGACUUGCUAUCAUUUAAACUUUCAAAUGAGUAUUGUCUGGUUUAGUUAGUAUUUUGGAAAGAAUACUUUAUUCUUCAUAGUAUUCUUCACAUGCUUUUAAAUAUACUUAGUUAUAACAAAGCACUGCACCAUCAGACACACACACAUUUCACCUAGGCAAGACUGAAUAAGAAGUGAGGGAAUAGCAUAUGAAUUAAGCAAUAUAAUAUUUGUAUUGGAUUUUCAUGGCAGGUGUUAAGAUUGUUCUAGAAAAUAUUUUCCUGUUCUCAAUAAUCAGAACACAGUAAGAUAAGGCCUUCAAGUAGACUUAACCCAGGAAGAUACUUAGUUCAGAAUUCUGACUUCUUUACUGCUCUCGAUAAAUUGUUUUAUAGUUGUGUUUCAACAGUUUCUUAAUACAUUGUAAAGUAGUCCAUGUCCCUUUUACUUGGUGCCUUGGUUCACUCCUCUUUCUCUUCUUAGGGUCUGGCCUAAGACGAAAAAAUGUAUUGUGAUCAUUCUACAAUUCACAAACCCUGACCUAGGGAGGGACUUAGUCACUGCUAAGUAGUUGGCUUUCUGAAAAUAUAUUCACUUUUUUAUGUUAGUGCUUUAAAGAUAAUCAAGGAAUCAUAAAUUUAUACCAAAACUUAUAUGCAAAAAAGUCUGCCUUGUGAAAAUUGUCAGUUGAAAAUGUUCCUAUAGAGUAGUAAAGUAUAGAUCAUCAAGCAUAGAUUAGCCACAGAACAGCAAGUAAUAUUUCUAUAUUCACUUUGAAUAGAAUCACUGCCAUCUUGUAAAGAUUUCUGAAAUAAAGGCACCUAGGGUCAUAGGACUAACAAACAAGUUAUUACUGAUUUGGGUUAGUAAGUUCUUAAUUAGGUAUUUCCUAGGUUUUUAGUUCAUGUUCCAGUGAUUUAUGGUUGUCAUUGGUUUUAUUCUACUGUAGGCAUCAUUUGAUAAAACAAUUUGGUUUUAAUAAGUUAGUUUUUUAAAACAAAAUUUACUUGUCUUGAGGCAUAUUUUUUUAAUUUAAGAAAUUAACUAACUGCUGCUAAUUCACUCCAUUUUCCAAAUAUAUUUCUCCCAUAAAAAGAAGUUAAGAUAUGAUAGUUUAAGUGUAAUCCUUAUAGAACAUAGAGCUUAAAAGCACCUUAAGAGUAAAUACUAAGUUUGGGAGAGAAUUUGUAGCGGGGAGGGAGAUAGUAGUACUAAUUUUUUUUUUCAGAAAAUUUCCUUUCAUCAAGACACCUUCUAAGGUUGAAAGUUACUAGUAUCACAAUGAAGCAAAUAAGAUGGGCAAACAGUACAACUAGUGUUUUGCCUCUUUUUGAACUACAGUGCAGUACAAUGACAUCUGCCUGGGAUGAACUUUAACCUAAAAUUUAAGUCCAAAUGAAAAUUUUCUUAGAUAAUGAAACCUUUUGAUUAUGCUUUUGUGCAUUAAAUGUUGAUUAUCUCAGGAAAUGUCAUGUGGCAUGAACAUUAUUUGUCUUUUCAAGUUGAGCUUAUUCUAACUUAAGUCACACAUAAUGGACAGGACAUAAGUUAUCAAAAUGAAAGUCUCCUGUGACCUGUGCAGAUAAAAUUAGUUGAAUUAAGGACACAAUAGAUAUCUUUUUACCUGAAGUCAGAAAAAUUGAAUGACUUUAUUGAAACUGUUAGUAACUUUUUCAAUGGCUCCUUUUAAAAUUUUGACUUGACUAAGGAAGAAAUAACUUUUUUGUUUUUUUUAAAGUGUGGCUCCUUUUUAUAUUUGAAAUAGGAUUCAGUAUCUAAUAACAGUAUUACAUCUUAGUGAAAUUUAUUUUGGUUAUGAGAAUUUUUUUAACUAAAUUAGGCUUUUUUUCUGUGGCUUUAAAAUAUAAAGGAUGAAAGUAUUGCUAAUGUGAGUAUUGUACAUUCCCAGUUUACCAGUGGGCUUAUAAAUUAAUUCUGGCAUUUGUAAAGGAACUGCUUUAUUGGGACAGUGUUUCUUAAAUGGCAGCUGAGUACUUGGAUUGCAUUUUUACAUAGCUUAGUGUAGCUUAGACAUACCUUUAUUUUGAAUUGUUGACAUUCUCUUAUGUAGAUUUCUAUCCCUUAUAAAUUCAUAAUUCCUAUAAAAAGCAAUUCUCAUAGCCAUACACACUCAGACUAUAUAAUUUGAAACUGCUGAUAGCUGUAGCUUCCAGACAUAAAGCUAAUUCAUUUUGUUUUUACUUUUGACAGUCUUUUUAGUGUUCACAAACCAAGAAAAACAUCUCCUAUAUAACAUAAAGAAUAAAAUUUCCAACUUUUGCCCCCAAAUGCUAUUGGUGGUAAUUGCUAUGUGAUUAUAUCAUACAUUUAAUCAUGAAGGGGGAAGAUUGGGGUUUUUUAUGUAAAAGAAAUACUGAAUAUAAUUGUUUCAGAUCAUUAAGUCAUCAACAACACAGUUGCAGAUGUAUGCAGAGAGAACCUUUUGUGCCUUUUGCCUGCAGUAAACAUUUUUCUAUAUUACAUGAGCUAUGAGAAUGUUGAUGAUUAUUGCACCUUGUUGUACUGUAAAUAGACUUGAUAAGGAUUUUCUUUAAGCAAGGAUCAAUUUUUCCUUAACUGGUUAGCUGACUUAGUAAAAAGUGAAGGAAAUUAUCAGAUAGCUGUCUUUGGAACUCAAUCUUUUCUAUAAUAGUGAGCAGGAAAUUCCUUUCGAAUGUAUUCAUUUAUGUGUACAUAUAUACAUAUAUCUAUGAGUAAUUAUUUAAAUACCUACAUGGAAAAUUCAGCAUCUCGCUGGUGUGGUGACAAGUACUAAGGUGCUCGCGGUUAACAUAAAAGCACAGCAGAGCGUGUCAUCAUUCACCUCGACUGGUGGGUGUGCAUACCAGGUUCUGUUUUUGAACCACUUGGAAUACCUCAUGUGUAAAUACAGUGUUCAUAAUUUAAAAAUGAAAUACAGUUAUUAUAUAAAAAAGAAUGUGAAGCCACUGGUUGGCUUAUGCCUUCUAAUUUGUCAUUUUUGCCUCCUAUUUUGUAAAAGGGUUGUUUUUGUUUUUGGUUUUUUAAUAGGGUUUACAGCUAGAAAUUUGAAUGCCAAAGUUCUAUUUAUUAACUAAGAAUAAAGUUUUCAAUGUUAAUGGCUAGUAUUUUUCCACUGGACUAUUGUUUGUUGAUGUUGGAAUUUGUAUUUAUAGAGAAAUAAAUUUUUUAUAAAAUUA
Dipodomys spectabilis (banner-tailed kangaroo rat) is the source of this 6709-nucleotide messenger RNA. RefSeq names its product centrosomal protein 85 like (gene Cep85l). The transcript has 13 exons. Lineage: Eukaryota; Metazoa; Chordata; Mammalia; Rodentia; Heteromyidae. The record is from RefSeq and is a predicted model, not a curated record. Bases 33 to 2435 code for a protein of 800 amino acids. Gene Ontology annotation, cellular component: centrosome.